Closterium sp. NIES-65 is the source of this 3321-nucleotide messenger RNA. The record is from the annotation of a GenBank genome assembly. Lineage: Eukaryota; Viridiplantae; Streptophyta; Zygnematophyceae; Desmidiales; Closteriaceae.
AUGAACAUGCUGGCAGACACGUUUGCAGCCAUGGACAUCUUUCCCACCGAGGUGUUCCCCCUUCUGUUCAUCAUAAUUCUCAUCGUGUGGGUGACGAUGAACAUGCUGGCAGACACCUUUGCAGCCAUGGACAUUUUCCUUAUUGAGGUGCAGCUGCUCGCCAUGGUCGCCAACUUCAACCUCAACUUCCCCGCCUCCUGGGUCAAGACCGUCGUGCUGCUAUACAACAUCGCUGCGUUUGAUCCCGUGAGUUUUCCUGCCGUUGUCACUGACAUCAUCGGGCCAGAGUGCGUGUUCUCCCUGCAGUUCACGGGCAAAUUCUACGCCACCCUUCUCAUCCCCGUUAUAGGCCUCCUCAUUUACGCGCUCGUGUUUGCGCACCACCGCUGGCUGGGCGGCUCAUUCUUCGUGCGCGUGCACUCGUGGCAGCGCAAGGAGCGCCAGCGGCAGCGCCUGGCGCUGCAGCGCUCUGUAACGAAGCGGCGGGCUUAUAACGAGUAUGAGAACUCGAUUGUGCACGCGUCGCUCAAGUGGCUGGACAUUUGCUACACAUCUGUGAUGGUCAAAGUGCUGGAAGUCUUCAAGUCCCAGGACAUCGGCACAGCUACAGUGAUGGCUGCAGCACCGCAGAUUGAGUGGCUGUCAUCAGCCCACGUGGGUAUGCUGGUUACCGCAGUGCUGGUUACGGUGGUGUACCUGGUGGGGCUGCCUCUGUUGUUCGCUGGGGUGUUGGUGGAUGCUCAUACGUGCGAUGUGCUCUCCUCUACGCUCUUCAAGCAGCGCUUUGGCUGGCUCACCGAGCGCUUCCGACCCAAAUUCUGGUGCCCUAUUCUCCAUCAUCGGAUCUCCCAUUCCCUUGCUCUCCCUCCACGGCUGCUUCUCACAGGCCCCUCCAAACACGUUCUUUCUCCUUCCUCUCCACUCCCCCUCUUUUCUUCCCCUUCUCCCCUCCUUCCUCCCCCACUCCCCCUGCCUCUCCCACAGGUGAUCAUAAUCUUGUUAGUUCAGGCCCUCCGCAUAGCCACGCACUACAAGACCGCCCCACUCGCCUCGCUCUCCCUCGAGUACCUGCAGGCCUUCCUCACGCUCGGCCAGUUCUUCUUCACGCUCUCCCUCCUCUCCUACAACUACCUCUCCCUCUCCCUCUUCUCCCAAAUCCUCUUCGGCUUUUCCUCCGCCUUCAUUCUUAUCCCCGCUACAACGCUCCUCGUUUACGACGCGAUAAACAACCAUUUGGAGCUCGCGAACGCGCGCAUGCUACAGCGCGUGUGGCGCGCGGAACGCAAGCGACAAAAAGCCCGAUUCGAUAAAAUGGACCCAUAUGAUCUAGUCCCAGCGCAGGAGAUCUGCUCCUGGUUCCGACCACACAUCAUCUUCGCGACCCUCCUUUCCAAGCGCACCGAGGAACGCACGUUGCUGCUCCGGGUUCGGGACCGGUUCGAGACGUGCCGAUUGGUCGGGUUGGCACCCAUGGAUUGGCUGAAUCAUUUGAAGAAGCCGCAGCUUUAUGCGGUGCUGGCGCAGGCGUUGCUGGGAGCGAGCACUGGGCAUGUGACUGUAGCGAGGGUGCCUAAAGACGGGUGGUUCUGUAGGGAGCAUGGCGUGUGGCAUACGGCUGGGGAGGAUUGUCAGGUAAGGGAGGGGUGUGGAGGUGGAGACAGUGGUUCGGGGGAGAGUGGUGAGGGGUUGGGAGGUGUGGAGAGGGGGGGGGAAGAGGGGAGAGUUGGGAGGAAUGGGUUGGGUCCUCAGGCAGGGGAAGGGGUGGAGAACGGUGGCAAUGGGGUUGAGAGAGGUGGGGAGGCGAGGAGAAACGGUCAGCUAUCUGGAUUAAACGGGCAACAGAGAGAAGAUUCUGCAGGUGAAUCUCAGGUGAAUGCUCAGGUGGACACGCAGCAGCCACUGCUGCAGCAGCAGCAGGUGACAGGGAGGAACACGUGGUAUGAUCUGGAUGAGGCUGACGUGUGGCCACCUCAGCUGGAGAGCCACGUCAGCUGGGCAUCUGCCAGCGUGGCUGCUGCCCCAUUGGAAGGACAGGGGGGAAGAGGAAGAGGCUUGGGAGGAGGGGACGGAAUGGGAGGAGUUGGAGGAGGAGGGAUGAGGGGGGUGAGAGGAGCAGCGUGGGAAGGAUUAGGAGACUUUGACACAGCGAGUAUUGGGAGUGACAGUAGCAGUGAGACUGGCAGCACGCACGGCAGCAGCAGUGGGGGAGUGACCCUCAGAAGCAUGAGCAGUGGAGGAGGGGGGACCAUGGGUGGUGGUGGGGGUGGGGCUGCCGCCUUUGCUGCUGCUGCUAGCAGAGCGGGACUGGGGCUCCGUGUUGGGCUUGUAGCAGCAGCAGGAGCAGGGGGGAUAGGCGGAGCAGGAGCGGCAGUGGGAGGGCCGGUGAUGCGAAGGACACCGUCGAUUCGAGUGCAGAACCUGGUGUCGUGGGAAGAGACCCCCCAUGAAGGCCUGCCGGAGCACGGGGCUGGGGGUGCUGCAGGGAUGGGAGAUGGAGCAGCGGCAGCGGGUGGGGCAGGGGAAGAGGCGGUGGAAGGAGCUGGGGCAGCAGCAGCUGUGGGGGGAGGGGCAGGGACGGAGGCAGGAGCAGGUGGAGGAGGUGAGAACGGAGGAGGAGGCGGAGGGGGAGGGGGUGGGGUGAACCCAGAGGCUGCUGGAAGGAGGCAGCGGAUGGGAGGGUGGUGGGGAAGGGGAGCGCGAGUGAGUGAGAGGGGAGGAGGUACGGGUGCUGGUGCAGGUGCGGGGGAGGCAGGAACUGGAAUGGGGGAAGCCGGGAAGCAGCAGCAGCAGCAGCAGCAGCAGCAGCAGCAGCAGCAGCAGCAGCAGCAGCAGCCCCCACAACAGCAGCAAUACCAGCAGCAGCCGGAGCAGAGGGAGCGAGCGGGUGGCAGUGGGGAGGAGUGUGUGGAAGCGAGGAUGAACAUGGGCGCGCUGAGCCUGGCGUUUCAGAAGCACCUGGCGCUGCUGGUGCGCGCUGAGAGGACCCGCAGCAGCGAGGCCCUGCGCCUGCUCGUGUGCUCCGAGGCCGUGCCCUCCAUCCUUAGCUGGCUCACCAGCGCUGAGAGCACACGGGAGGAUCAGAUGCUGCUGAGGCAGCUGCUGAUGGCCGUGCGAGUGGCGGCAAGUGAGGAGGCGGGGGGGCUGGACUGGUGGAGUGGCGUCAAGUGCUUCUACUCCAAACGAGUCACCUUCAAACGGGACAAAGCAGCCCCUGUGGCUUCGGCUCCCACUCCCACCCCCGCACCUACGAGCGUGUGUCGUCUCAUCACCUCCGUUUUUUCUCCUCCUGUCUUCCCCACCAUCUCCCUCCAGCACCAUUGA